AUGACCGCGGGAGAGGCUGCUCCUGCUCCUGCUCCUGCCGCAGGAGGAAGCGGCUUGGGGCCGGGGACUGGCAAAGGGUCGUUCCUGCCGCCGCUGUACCUGCCAUGGGUGCCCGCUGCCGUCAUGGUCGUGGUCGUUGUUGCCUUUUUCACGCAUCGACGGAGGAGCAUAAGGAGCCCACAUAAUCUCGGGUUGGCUGGUCAAAAGAGCGAGAGCUUGCUGCCGUCCUUUCUCUCCUCCUUUUCCAACAGUGGCAGCAACCGUCCAAGGCGCCAUCCACGCCGACCAUCAUCGUCAUCCUGCAUCUCAUCACUAGUAGCAGCCGUUGCGUACUUUGCAGCCACUGCAGCCAUAGUCGUCCUCGUCCUCGCAGCCAUGCACUCGCUGCGUCAGUUUGCGGCACACGCUGCGGUUGCGUCGUCUGUCGCCGGCGGCCUCGCCUUUGGAGCGCCGGCCCCGGCAUCCUGGUCAGGCUCGGUUCCCAAGGCGUCGACCUGCGACGCUACGAGUCAAUGGCCUGGCUGGAAAGGCAUCCAAUAUGCUUUUAUCUUUGGCGACAGCUACACGCAGACCGGCUUCAACUAUUCCAUCACGCCCACGCCGUCCAUUGACAAUCCGCUGGGGAACCCGCCGUACCCGGGAUGGACGUCGUCUAAUGGACCCAACUGGGUCGGCUUUCUCUCCACCAAGUACAACGCCUCGCGGCUGCGGACGUACAACCUGGCGUAUGGUGGUGCGACUGUGGACAGCGACAUUGUCCAGCCCUACAGGCCCACUGUCUUGUCCAUGAAGGACCAGGUCCACAGCGAGUUCCUGCCCGGCUACACCAACCAUGGCAACAGCGACACGGACGUCAGCGAGACCCAUCCGUCGGCACCCGACGCACCCGCGUGGCAGGGUAACGAUACUGUGUUUGCCAUCUGGAUCGGCAUCAACGACGUCGGCAACUCGUACCACCACGGCGUCGACGGCGUUAACGGCACGACAGAGAUCAACAGGCGCAUCUUUGAAGUGUACGGCGACAUGGUCGGGAUGCUCUACAAUGCGGGCGGCCGCAACUUUGUGUUCCUGACGGUCCCGCCUGUCGACCGCAGUCCGCUCACAACGGCCGGCGGCGACGCUGCUGCCCAGGCCCUCGAAAAGGCCGACAUUGCCGCCUUCAACAGCCUGCUGAAAGACGGCCUCGCCGCCGACCUCAAGUCGCAGCAUGCCGACCACGCCAAUGUCUGGGUGGUGGACACGGGCCUGGUCUUCAAUGCGGCCAUGGACGACCCGGCCUCGUUCCCGCAGACGGCCGGUCUCAAGAACACGACAUCGUUUUGUGCGGCAUACGGAAAGUAG
Molecule: messenger RNA, 1341 nt
Organism: Sporothrix brasiliensis 5110
Lineage: Eukaryota; Fungi; Ascomycota; Sordariomycetes; Ophiostomatales; Ophiostomataceae
Exons: 2
Coding region: 1-1341 (446 amino acids)
Molecular function (GO): hydrolase activity, acting on ester bonds
Source: RefSeq, a predicted model, not a curated record